Molecule: messenger RNA, 426 nt
Organism: Pieris macdunnoughi
Lineage: Eukaryota; Metazoa; Arthropoda; Insecta; Lepidoptera; Pieridae
Source: the annotation of a GenBank genome assembly
AUGGAAGGUAAUUCGAAGCGUUAUAUUAGGAGUGAGUCCGCAAGUUGUGCCCAUAUGGUUGAAGAAAACACUGCGAAUAACAGAAAGAGCGCUGACCCUCAUGAGAAGCUGAAGGCUCUGUUAAACUCCCCGGAAGAGGAUACGGAUGACACCCUGCCACCAUCUGAUGCUCCCAAGUUCGGAACCGUUAUUCACAAUAGAAUUUUCGUCGGUGGAUUUUCAUUGACCACGACAGAUGAGGAUUUGUGGAAAUUCUUUUCGGGAUUCGCCACGGUGACCGCCGCUCGGGUGAUCUACGACAGGGCAGGGGUCUCCAAAUGCUAUGGCUUCGUUACGUUCGCCAGUCCGCGGGUCGCUAGGCUGAUUGUCAAACAGGUUAGAGCGUUUUUAUUAUCUAAAUGCUACUUCUUUGUUUCCGAGAUGUGA